This is a messenger RNA of Paramisgurnus dabryanus, 2611 nucleotides long. RefSeq lists its product as uncharacterized. The record is from RefSeq and is a predicted model, not a curated record. Lineage: Eukaryota; Metazoa; Chordata; Actinopteri; Cypriniformes; Cobitidae.
UUUACACUUCGUUUACGCAGGUAGAAUGGUUACGCCGCUGCUAAUAGUUUUGAAAUAGACGUUAAACCUUUUGUUUUCUCUUACCAAAUAAAACGAUCUCUUUUUAUACCAUGAACCCUCGCGAGAACGGGAUUGGGGAGGAUAAUGUUAUUGCAGGAAGUAUAGAAGACGCGCUAAAAGUCGCUCUGCGCGGCGCGUUUGAGGUCGCGAUGGAGAUCGCAGUGAAGGAAACCAGCAAACUGAUGGCUCAAGUGCUGCAGGAUGUGCGCGGUCAAAUACAUGACUCCCGGCAGGAGAACAUCACCCUCAAACUAAGACUACAGCAGAUGCAUGCUGAACAAGGAAACUCACCAGAGCAAAGCAGAAUAAACUCGGACUGUCUGAGUGCAGAUACUGAUGACUCGUGCCCAGAAAAGGAGCUUAAAACAGAUCACAUACAACACAUAGAAGCAAGUGAUCAGGAUCUAUCAUCAUUUCAGCCUGUAUUUACACAGGUCCUGGUGAAAAAUAUUAAGUCAGAACCAGAGGAUCCAGUCUUAGAUGGCAGCUCUGGUUCUGAUGCUAGACCAGACUGUUGUUUUGACCAGAGGUCUAAUGAGGAAUGUGGGCUAGACAGAAUAUCCAUGCCCCAGUCUAAACUGUUUUGGAGACUUGAUUCAGAGCAGCUACACAGUGAGACAAGAUCACUGGAUGAAGGACCAAGCCUAGGUACCUCAGAAAAUGCUUUUUCAUUCGAUGGCUGUCUAUCUUCUUUAUCCACACCAUUUGAUCCGUCAGAACACAAGACUUCCAUCCUCCAGACGCUGCAAAACUGUAGAGACCAACUGAGGACAAAUCUCCAAUCCAGCCUGUAUGUUUGUCAAUUAUGCGGUCAUUCGUUUCAUAGUGAAAAUAAUCUACAUAAUCAUAACAAUAGAUAUCACAAGACUGUACUAAAGACGGGUGACCACGAAACCAGGCCAAAAAAGGAAAGACUGGUAGUUUUUGCACCCGGGUCCAGCCUGUAUCACUGCAGUGUGUGCAACCAGAACUUCAGUUGCCAGCGAAGCUUAAGGACUCACACAGAGAUACAUACUGAGUCACAUGAUGUACCUGCUUCGAUAAUUCUCCCACUGGAUGUUCAUCUGCAGCAAACAUCCCCUUCGUCAUCUUGUCCCGUUGAGUAUUCCCCAUGCUGUGAGGUUUAUGCUGUUCCAUGGCACAAAAUGCCAUCAAACCUCAUGCUUGCCAUAAGUAAAAAGAAAAGACCAAAGCCUAAAGAGAGAAGAGAGCUGGUUCGCAUAGUCAUUGAUGAUGUAUUCAGUAAAGAGGGUAAAAGGCCUGGAAGAGCAAAACUGCGGGAAAUUGCCAAACGGAUUGUAGCGCAAUAUCCCUGUUCUUUUCAAGACAGAGACCUCCAAGAAAACGUCAUUGGGACAGGAUACGAUACUCUUUUUAUACAGUUAGAAAACAGAGUUGAGAAUCUUCGUCGGCCAUCGACCAACAGGUCAGCAAAGAGACCAGCAAAUGAUGAAAAUGCUUCGAGAAAAAGAUCCACGCCUUCAGAUCGUUAUGGAUGUGUGGACUGGCAGCCUGACAUUGAGUGUACAUCUGAAUUAGAAACGAAAAGAAAUGAAUUGAAAAGUGCCUUCAAAACCAAAGAUCUUCAGGACUCAAGUGUUCGAAAAUUGAUGGCUGAAACAUAUUGCAUCCAGCGUGUGACAAUCAACAAAGGAAGCACCGUAAACACAGUUUUGGAAGAGUGGCCGUAUCUGUUUGAAGCCGAUUACCUGUUUGAUCAUACAUGUACCCUUCUUGGCUUUUCGGUGCAAAAUAAGCUUGCAGAGGAAUUGUCAAGAAAAGGAAAGACCAUCAUAGACUUUCUUUACUCGAAAGGGAUGAAGAUGCAACUAGUUGAAGAGCCAAUACAGUUGAUCACUGCCAUUGCAAAAUUCUUCAAGGAAAACCCUGAUCAUCUUUUCUACCAAAAUGAGCAACAGGACUCAACUUCUGCCGAUCUUCCAAGCAUUCCCAGCACUCCUUGCAUUCUUAUUAUGGGUGAUGGGCUAUUCAAGAUUGCUGUUGAUCAUGAGGUUGUUAAUGACCACAUCACUUCACCCAUUGUAGCCCUGAGCUACACUUUCUCUUUGUUUUAUGUCUUAAACAUAAAAUACCCAAAAGAGAUGGCACUUACCCUGGAAUUCAUACAAAGAGUUUUCCUGGGAAUAAAUCCUGAACGUGGGUCAAAGGCUCAGAUGAAAGGAACGAAACGGCUACACAUUCCUCAAAGACUGCUGAAGUUGUUGUAUGAACUAAACAACUUUGAAAAUCCAUAGAAAAUUUAAGUUUUUUUUUUACUCAAAACAGAACUUUUUUACAGUGCAUUCAUGGAAUUAAUGUAUGCAAAAAGAUUUAAGAAAUCCGCAGGUCUAAAAUUCUACCAGAUAUCACAAAGUCCUGCAGUGGAUACAUUGAACAAAUGAUGGUGCUAAGGUGUUAUAUGUCCAAACCCUUACGUUAUGCUUGUUUCCUUGCGGUUUUACACAGGAGAGUUUUCCCACUAGAUACAGAAUACAAAAAUAUUGGCACCCUUGGUAAUUAUGAGCAAAGAAAGCUUUGAAAAUAAAUCUAC